Messenger RNA from Drepanopeziza brunnea f. sp. 'multigermtubi' MB_m1, 684 nucleotides. RefSeq lists its product as uncharacterized. The record is from RefSeq and is a predicted model, not a curated record. NCBI's taxonomy places the organism in Eukaryota, Fungi, Ascomycota, Leotiomycetes, Helotiales, Drepanopezizaceae.
AUGGCAGUUAUCUGGGGCCUCGACCUGCACGAGAUGCAGUGGGGGAAGUUCAAGGGCUCCUACAUGUUCAACCAGGUGUACCACCUCCGCUGCACAAAGAUGAUCGUCUAUCAGAUUGCCAUGAUUCUCUGCGUGUGCUCCGAGAGCGUUGGCACUGCUGCGCUAACUGACUACGUGGACCAGCAAGACGCAAUCUCUCGCCUCAGCGCGGGCCGCGCAAUGGUUCACAACAGUGACAUUGUUGGCAUUUUCUCCUACAACAUCUUCGUCGGCAUCGCAGUCGCCACGAUUUUCGGGUCCGGUUUCUUCUUCGAUCUGUUCUGGCCUGAGAGGCAGGAAUCCCGGGCUGUGAAGAUGGCGUGGAAGGUGUGCUCAGUGGUAGUGUCUUUAAUGGCGUUGGCGGAUGCGUUGGCUAUGACUCUUAUCAUCGCAACGCACAAAGCGCACAUCUCAGGUGUGUCACCAGUGGCGGCAGAGCUCUACGUCCGAGUCAACGGACCCCCGAAUCGAAUUUACAGAAAGAACGCGUACAACGUCGCCUCCGUAUGUUUGCUGUGGCCCGGUGUUGUUGCGUCGUUUGCUAGCACGUAUAUAAUGCACAGAUCCCUGCGUCACAACGAAGUCCACGGCCCGAAAGCAGCCGCCUACCGCGAUGCCGCUCCCAAGCAAGGCGAGGAGGCAUAG